Molecule: messenger RNA, 1471 nt
Organism: Rubroshorea leprosula
Lineage: Eukaryota; Viridiplantae; Streptophyta; Magnoliopsida; Malvales; Dipterocarpaceae
Source: the annotation of a GenBank genome assembly
GUAAAAUAAGAGACACGUUUAUAUUUUAAUGUUGGACAAAUUUUUUUUACCUAUUUUUAAAAAUGGGCGGUGGAUGAGGAUUGGGUCGAACCUGAGGUCGAGCGUGUACCUACUGCACUCUGCUGGGCUUCUAUUGGUUUGAGAGGUAGGUGGAAUAUCUAUUUGACAUUGUCCCCCACUACCAUUUUCAUUUUUUGUCUUAAAAAUUAUCAACAGUAACAUCAAUGAUUUCAUAUUUGCGUCGUCUUGUCCUUGCAUUUUAAGUAUACUUUUUACUCAUGAAUCGUGAAAUUAAUUAAACAAGGGUUUUGACUGUUGAUUUUCUCUAAGAAACUAGGUGAGAAAAUCAGUAUGGACCAAAAAAUCCAGAAGGAAAAGAAAUGGGUAAAGGAUUCCAUGAUGUGAUUAAAGACGUUGAAAGUUUGUUGGGACGCUGGACAUUGACGACAUUGUCUUUCUGUUGCGUCACAUUCUACCAAGGAAAGUAAGUAGGAACCUUCGUGGCGUUUCCAAGUUCCAUACACUCCACUGCACGGAAUCAUUAAAUUUCCUUCGCUCUCUCUCGGCCAUUAGAAGCUGAGCCUUGGAGCAAAUGAGUUAUCAUCAUGUCUCUCAUGAGCCAUCAGGGCCCCCAUCUCCCUAUCCCCCACCUGGUUACCCUCCGCCACCUCCACCACCAGGGUACCUGUACCCUCCUCCCCCUCCUCCACCACCCGGAUAUCAGGGCUACUACUAUGAAGGAUAUCCUCCACCAGGACCAUCACCACCACCUCCACCUCCUCCCCAGAACAACAACCAGGAAGACACUGGCUGUUGUUCCUUCCUAGGGGGAUGUUUAGCUGCACUGUGCUGCUGCGGCUUGUUGGAGUGCCUCUUCUAGACCAUUAUACCUAUCCAAUAUAUAUUAUACAUCCCUAUUGCUGGAGAAAUUGUUCUCAUAACAGUCAAUCCAGUUGGUUCUAUUUGAUUCUGUACCAAAAAUCUAGACUUAAUGAGUUGAUUACUACUGUAUUAAUGACUUCUUUUAUCUCCAAUCUGAUAUAAUUUGUACUUUUAGCCUUUUAGCCACGUGCAGUGUUAAUCCCUAAUCUCUUUGUACCCAAAAAAAAAAAAAAAAAAACCAAAAAACAAAAAAUGACUUCUUUAUGGAAUCAAUUUAGUGGUGAUGAUCCGGUGAAGGAUGCAAUAUGCCAUUAAUAGAAGAUGGAGGACGGUAUUGACUAGUUUUCAGAGUACAGUGAUUCACUUCCCAGUUCCCACCCCCUCUCCCAACUUUUCCACAUCGAUUGAUCAAUCUUCCUCUUGCUGCAAAUAAUUUGUAGGUGAAAACCAUUGACUUGGUAGGAUGCCGUGUAGUUUUCGACUGUUCCUUUGUUUAAGUCCCUGAUUUCCGGUAAAAAUACCCAUAUGCUUGUGCUGGCAUUCCUUGAUAAUUUGUAGUUGAUUUAAUUAAUAAAGAUCAUGCGUACAU